AUGAACAAGAUAGGAAAAAGGUUGCUAGCUAUUUACACAUUUGGAAUAAUAUUGUUUCAAGAGUAUAUAAUUGGCUUUAAUGUGAAAAAGGCUUCUUCAUUAAAUCGAUUGUCACAAACAUAUGAGAGAAAAAAUAUAUCAAGAAAAAAAUAUAAUAAUAUAGUUUAUUCAAAUUAUAAAGAAAAAAAAAGAAAUAAUAAUUUAUUUUCUAUAGAAAGGAGUAUAGAUAAAGUGACUGGAAAUUUUAUGUGCGAUAAAGAGUUAUUUUUAGAAGUUGAUAAGAAACAAAAAAUGAUUGAAGAAAUUGAAAAACUGCAAGAAUUAAAUUAUGAAAAUGUUAAAAAAUAUUUAGACAAACUAAGUGAAAAUGAUGUAUAUGAAGAAGUUAUAAAUCAUAAAAUUCAUUUAUAUAAAAAAAAUAAUGAAAAAGAUAAACAAGAUAAUUUAAUAAAAGUUCAAAAUUUUUUAAACCCGUAUAUAAUAAGUUUAAGAAAAAAAAAAGCAAAAACUAAAGUAGAAUAUUUAAUAGCAAGUAUGGUAAAAGGAGAAAAUAUAGAUCAAAUAAUAACAGAAAUGUUUCAAAAAAAAUUAAUAGAUAUUUAUGUAUUAACAUUUAUAGAUGAUAAAAUUAUAGAAGCCAAUUCAAAGCUUGCACCAAACAGUAAAUUAAACUUUUAUAAUAGUACUAAUGAUGUCAGUGGUUAUAGUAGUGGGAAUAAGGAAGAGAUGAGUUUAUCUGAAAAGAUUUUAAGGGCAUUAAAAGAUCGAGUAUUAGCUCAACAAAAAUUAAAUGCAAAAGGGACAUUUGAUUUUACAAGAAUAUUAUUUUUAUCAACAACUUUAGAUUUAGAGGAAGAUAGAGAACCUAUAAUUAGAUCUAUAAUUAAAAGUAUUGAACAAUUGGAAGAGUUAGAACUUUAUUUAUUGGAUGCCUUAGAUUAUGCACAAGAAAAUGAAAAAAUGAAAAAGUAUAUACCACAUAUGGAACUUCUUCUCAAUGCAUGUAAAAAAAUGAACCCUGUUAAUAACCAACUAUUAAACAAACAAAAUGAAAAUGUUCGUUUUUUUCCAGAAAAUAUGGAUUCAUCCAAUUUAAAUGGAUUAUAA
Plasmodium vinckei vinckei is the source of this 1107-nucleotide messenger RNA. Its product is annotated as conserved Plasmodium protein, unknown function. Lineage: Eukaryota; Apicomplexa; Aconoidasida; Haemosporida; Plasmodiidae. The transcript has a single exon. The record is from RefSeq and is a predicted model, not a curated record. The coding region runs from base 1 to 1107 and encodes 368 amino acids.